Cryptotermes secundus is the source of this 8349-nucleotide messenger RNA. It is a transcript of the gene mub, whose product is annotated as poly(rC)-binding protein 3. Gene Ontology annotation, biological process: regulation of gene expression; regulation of RNA metabolic process. Bases 202 to 1488 code for a protein of 428 amino acids. Lineage: Eukaryota; Metazoa; Arthropoda; Insecta; Blattodea; Kalotermitidae. Gene Ontology annotation, molecular function: mRNA binding. The record is from RefSeq and is a predicted model, not a curated record. The transcript is spliced from 10 exons. Gene Ontology annotation, cellular component: nucleus; cytoplasm.
CCAUUUUCAUCACUUUGUCCUUGGAACAUCGCUGCAAGCCUGACGCAACUCCAUUGUGAUCCUUCAUUUGUGACCUGAACACCCCAGAAACAAUCCCGGUAUUCCUGGACCUGCCAGUUUUAUAUCCUGAGUGUAUAAAGACUGAAGUGAGCUGAGUGUCGCCACACUACCCCCUCUGUACCGACCAGACAUCACCACAGCAUGGAUUCCAUGGACAAGCCUCUGCCCAAUGAUGAUCCCACUGUCACCCUUACCAUUAGGCUUAUCAUGCAAGGCAAGGAAGUUGGCAGUAUCAUCGGUAAAAAGGGAGAAAUUGUGAAGAGAUUUCGUGAAGAGUCAGGGGCCAAGAUCAACAUCUCUGAUGGCUCUUGCCCUGAACGCAUUGUCACAGUCACAGGACCAACAAAUGCCAUUUUUAAGGCAUUUACACUCAUCUGCAAGAAAUUUGAAGAGUUCCAGGAGAUGCAAGGUGCUCCCAACGGGUCAGGUAUCCCACGUCCCCCAAUUACAUUGCGUCUCAUUGUGCCAGCAUCACAGUGUGGUUCCCUCAUUGGCAAGGGAGGUUCGAAGAUUAAGGAGAUUCGUGAGGUCACCGGAGCAUCAAUACAGGUGGCAUCGGAGAUGCUGCCCAACUCAACAGAACGUGCGGUGACCAUUUCCGGCACCAGUGAGGCCAUCACCCAGUGCAUCUACCACAUCUGUUGCGUUAUGCUCGAGUCCCCUCCUAAAGGUGCCACGAUUCCCUAUCGUCCCAAACCCCAAGUAGCUGGGCCAGUGAUCCUAGCCGGCGGACAAGCUUACACUAUCCAGGGUAACUAUGCCGUGCCUGCCCAUGCCGACGUAAGUACAAUGCCCUUGUUCCCGGGCUUGGCUCCGGUUGCCGCCGGACACACCCCGUUGGGCCUGCCCCCCUCCCCACUCCUCCAUACCGCGGGGCUGGCGGCAGAUCCGCUGCUGAAGAACGGACACUUGCAAGCUGCAUUACCGCCCGCGCAUCUGGCGGCUGCCGACAAGAUGGGGAUGGGCAAUUCUCCAUUGGCCGGCUUGGCGGCUCUCGGCUUAGGCGGCCUCAAUGCGGGCAACACUGGAGGCCUGAAUCCUGCAGUGUUAUCUGUUGGCACAGCUCUCGCUGCCCUUGCUGGUAGUCAGCUCCGAACGAACAACCAAAACCGUAACCAGCCUGGAGCAAAUCAGCAGACACAUGAAAUGACAGUUCCCAAUGAACUGAUCGGUUGCAUCAUUGGCAAGGGUGGCACAAAGAUUGCAGAGAUCAGGCAAAUUAGUGGAGCCAUGAUUCGCAUCUCAAAUUGUGAAGAACGUGAAGGUGGCGCCACCGACAGAACCAUCACAAUCACAGGCAAUCCUGAUGCAGUGGCUCUGGCACAGUAUCUCAUCAAUAUGAGGAUAUCGAUGGAGACAGCUGGGAUGCCAAUGCCUGGGUACCACUAUAUCACACCCAAUCAUAUUGUCAAGGCUCCAAUACACUAAUGUACAAUGUAUUGUAAUAAUAUUAGGGAGCUCUGCUCAAGUGUUUCUUUUCCAUCUCCUGAGGAAAGAAAGAAAUACUUGUGUAGGAUUUACUGUGACAAAAAGCAGAAAAAAAAAGUGAGGGAAGUAUGUGUUGGAGAAAGUAAGUGAUGGUAAUUUUCACUUGGUCAUUGUGAACAAAAUUGUUUGCAAACUUUUUAUGUGAGUAGGAGGGUUAAAGCAUGCAUUAAAGGGACAAAAUUGCAAGUAAUAUUUUCCAAGUUGAAAAUAAUACUUGCCAACUAUUUCUGCACGAGUGUGUUGGUGUGAUGUGAAAGCAAGUAUUGCAAGUAUUGUUUUCUAAGUUGAAAGCAAUGUUUGUAUGUUUGUUGUUUGUUUCUGUAUGUUUAUGGUGGUGAAAAUGAGAGGGAUGGCUAGUAGUGUUUUCUGGUUUGAAAACAAUAUUUGCCACACCGUGUAAUGAGUAAGUUCGAUGGCGGUAAAGGGAUCAAGCCAAAGAUUUGUGAUUUUUUUGUUUAUUAUUAUUAUUAUUAUUAUUAUAUACUAGAAAUGUUAUAUAUUAUUUAUUGUAAUUAACACCACCACCACCGUUGCUACUACUACCACCGUAUAUUACAGUAUAACAUCCCCAUCUAUAACAAUUUCUUUUUCUCCUCGAAUGUUUCACUUUUAAUAACCAAUUACAUAACACCUAGACUAGUGAUCAAUUUAGGAGUGAAGUAUUUCUCGCACUAGCAAGUAGUUUGAUGUGAAUUCUUCUUAGAACAAACUAGGUUUUUUAAUACUAGGACAUUGUUUUUCUUAUCUUGUUUAGAUUUAUCCAUGAAAUGUUAGCACUGGUAGCCACAGUCCUAGUUGCCAUACCUAACACUUACUCUAAUUGUUACAUCUCAGUUAGUGUCUUCCUAAGAAAAGUAAUAAAGCCAAACCUUAGAACGGAAUGUCAAAUUGACCAUAUCAAUCCAGGAUAUGACCUGGCUGAAGUUUGCUCACAUGGCAGAGGAGGAGCUACAUAAUUGGAAAUACUCAAGUAUGUGCAACAAAAUAAUGUAGAUCUGGAAGUGGAAAUACUCUGACAGUGGCAGUGCCAGUUGUGCCAAUUUCUGAAACAUCACACGUUUCUUACCAUAUCAGAUCUUGAUUGUAAUUGUCAAGGCCAUCAUAAUGAUAUUAAGAAAUUGCAUUGCACUGAAUUAGAACGGGUAGACAACAUAUGUGGGACAAUACACUUAUGUAAAUGAUUUAGCCCCUUGAUGGACUCACCCUUUUUUAGUCUGGAACAGACAUACAUCAAUUUUCUGAAUAUAUUCCUCCCACAUAAUGUUUCCUGGAAGCUUGACUUCAGGUGACCUGUAGUACAUAUCCCUCUUCUUCCAGUGCUUGAUCAUAUCUUCCAUGUAAUAUUAUACCCUUUUAAUAUUAAUAUGUGCCAAAUCUUAUUUACUAUAAUCCAGUUUUUAAUAAGAAAGUAACCUAUUUAAUGCUCAUCUUUAAGAAAGAGAGCAUGAAUUUCUAAGAAAAAGAAAGGAUCACAUUUUAGAGGAAUUUCCAUUUAAGAACAAAAAGUGUAGUUUAGGAAGUACUUUAUUUUGUGUGCAGAUUCUUUGUCUAACAAAUGUAUCAUUGUUGUUUUAGCAAGGACUAAGUCACUAAUAACAGCACUAGCCAAUGGCAGAUAUGUUGCUGUGAUUAGAAAUAGCUUAAUAAUAUUAUUAUUGUAUUGGGGCAGUUUCUCUUAGAGUGCGGAUGAUAACAGAGUAUGGGUACCUUAUUCAUGUUGUGUUCCCACUGAUGGAAGCAGUUUUGCUACACAGAUUAAUUUUUUUUUUCUCAGAGGGAUGAUAAAAGAGUUAGAGGAUAGUAUGUAGGGUAUAUCCUGUGUGAUAAUGAAACAUGUAGUAGGUAUCCCAUUCAGUAUUGGAAUAGCAUGCAAGACAUUUCACAUGUGACACUGAAGAGUAGAUCUUCAUGUGUGUAGGCCAUAUCACAUGUGAUGUUGCAGGAAUGGAAUUAUGUCGAAAUAUACAUUUUUUUUGUGCAUUUUGAAAAGUAAUUUCCAGAGAAGAAACAAACUUUCUUGUGCUCACAUAGCAAAGAUAAAGACAUAUCUUUUAAGAAAAAAUUCACAUGAGGUAGCUUCAUAUCAUACAUUAAAAUGAUAAGCUUUAAAUUUAACGUGAUGAGUUAGGAAGGAACUGGAUACAAUUGUAUCCACUUGCUGGCAUGUACAUACUGAGGAGCACAUUGCACUGACAAAUUAAUGUGUUGUGCUCAGGAUUUAUUGAGAGUUAGAUAGAUAAACUUGAUAACAACAUGGACAAUCUGAAUAUUGUUUUCUGUGUUGGUUAAUGUGUUGUCAUACUUCCUUUAUUAUGAAUGAGUGUUGGUAUAUUGGUUAAACUUUUAGGAGUGUAGAUUAUUUUUGUUUUGUUUAGGAGAUAUCUGCAGUUUUUUAUUCAGAAUAAUAUAAUUGUUAUGUACCAGUGUUUUGUACUAUAUAAAAAGAAAUAUCUUGACUGAAAAGAUAUUUUUGUGCAAAGAGCAAAUGAUUUAUCUAAGCUAAUAAUGGUAUUAUUACAUAAUGUGUACUGAUGAAAUUUGUCCCAAUAAUGCGAAGCACCAACGUAGCAUAGCCCAGUGUCUCUCUCUCUUUCUCUCUUGCACCUUUUCAUCAUUUGCCAUGUUAACAGUUAGUUUUAACACUAUGCACUUUUGUCGCUCCCUUAAAUGGAUACCCAUUACGAAAGAGCCUAAUACUUCUAUAGAGGUGCACUGCUUUGCAAGCAGUUUUUAUGUGACCUCAUUCAAUUUUUAACUUUGUUUUUUACCCAGAAGACACCACACAAAAAGGAAAACUUUUUUCUGAACCAAAUCACUACACCUUCAAAACAUGAUAUCGUUAUACAGAAUUAUUAGAAGUUCAUUAUGGGUACCUGUUUAAGAUGUCUUUUUUUACAUAGAAUUUUUCCAGAUUCUAGGUAGAUUAAGGAGGUUUCCAAAUCUUACGAUAUAUUAGGUAACUUAACUAGUUUCCAACAUGAUGCAUGAAAUAUUAGUGGCAGGAGAAAAAGCUGACUGUCUUACACAUUUCAAUUGAGUUGGGUACGGUACAGUACAGUUGGAAAUGGUUUAAUUUUCUGUCUGUUUAAAAAGUCCUUCAGGUGCAAUGAUGGCACAAGAGGGCAAGGGAGCAUUUUUCUCCUCCAAACAUAUAUUUAUGUUAGUAAUGUACUUCAUUAUAUAUAUCAUUAGUGAUUCCACCACUGUUUAUGGCUGUGGUUUCGGAUAGGUAACAAAAUAUUAUCAACUCCCAACUUUUUUAAGAUAAAAAGUCGGUGGUGAAGUCUCUCAGAACCUUGUUCCCAUGACAUGAACGUCAACCAUUUGUAUAAGGCAAAGAAAACCGGUAGAUUCCCAUCCCUCUACCCCCCUAUUGUGUACUAGCCAGUAAACUGGUGUGAAGAUGAAAUGUUUGUGCCCUUACCCAUGACCUUUCUGGACAGCACCUGGUGUCAUUGUGAUUUGCAGAAUGUUUCCAGCUUGGUCACAGGAUGCUGUUGGACUUGGAAACACUCUGUGUGAGGCCAGGAUACCUUUUGUGUGACAUAUCCUUGUUUCAGUUUAAUUUUCAGUGCAGGGAGUAGUUAGCAGUUGAGCUCAGAGCAAUAAUCAGAAACUAUUAUAUGUAUUUUGAUUUCAAUAAGAGUUGGAUGAACCAGAAGUGAUAUAUGUCAUGGAGCACAGGGGCCUUAACAUUAAUUCUAUGCUGACGUUUUUUAUGGAAAAAAGGGGAAAGCUUUUAGUUAUUUAUAUUCUUUUCCAUUGAAUGUGAACCAAUUUGGACAUUUGUACGCAAGGCAAUCAAGUAAUAUAAUACUAAUAAUAUACCUUUCUUCCAAAGAAAAUAAUCCUUAAAAUAUCUAACAAUGUUGAUUCUGUAUUAAUAAUAUAAAAAGCUGUUUGUAUUUUAAACUGUUCUCUGAAGGGAAGCUUUGUUAGUUCGUUAUGAAAUCUUUACAUUCGUUCAAUGCUGCUAAUGAAACAGAAGGCUACAUAGUUACUGAAAUCUUGUUUACAAGUUUGUACAUUAGUACAGGAUACCAGCCUUCAUUUUCAAGGCAGACGCUCGGUUUUGCUUAAAUAAGAGCUAAGGAACAAGGAAAGAGACCAGUCAUGUUAUGAAUUAUGAAUGAAACACUGCCUAACAUCCAGCAUCAUUUUUGUAUGAAUUGUACAUAAUCUGUUUCUGUACUGAUGCAGUGUUCAACUUGUAAAUGAUACAUAAUUCAAAUUGUUAGUUUCUAGUGAAGCUAAUCUUGGUUAGCUCCAUGUAGACCUGCUUUGGCUGUAAAAAGUGACUUGUUGCUGAUUGCAUGAUUCAUAAUCUAUGUGUUGACAGUGGAAUCAUUUUAAAAUAUUGAUAUAUUUAUUUUUUAUUAUGUAACCAUCUUAUAAGAUGAAGUUAACACCAGUUUCAGUACACUUGUUUUGUAUGUCCAAGGUGGCUGUGAGGAACAGUUUUUAAGUACAUAUCUCAUUUUCAAGAUGUUUAAAGAUUUUAUGUUACCAUUCUUAAUUUCAAAUCCAGCCAUUCAUAUACAAGGGACAUAUUUAGCAUUUAUUGGUAUCCCUGCAUUAACACUGGACAGUGGUCUGUAGAAUGAAGCUAUACCAAGUUUUGCCACUAGAACGUGUUUCUUUCUGUUUAAUUUCUUAGAUACUUGGUUAGAAUCCCUUGUGACACGAGUCCUUCAGGAGAUCAUUUGGCAUAUAUUUUGUUCAUCUGAUGAGACAGCUUGUACCUAUAGCACACAGGUGAUGGGCAUAACCUUGAGGUUUGCAAGUCAAAUUAAUGUGCCAAAUGUUUGUAACUUGGAAAGCUUGUGCCAAAUCCUUGAACCACAACACCUGAUGUGUGUGGUGGAACCUGGAUCAUCAGGCUGUAAUGUUAAAAUGUGAAGCUCAGGAAACUUGAUUGUACCUGUCCUACUGCUGACCUCUGCAGUCUUUCUUCUGUGUCAGGUUCAUGCAAAUGUUGGCUGUACUGUCUCAGUUACUUCCUGUUGCACAAGACUUGAUUUGGAGAAUUUCAGUUAGAGGUGUGAGAAUGAGUCUCCUUUCAGCUGUUACCUUGAGGGUGUCCAUUCAUGUAUGAACUAAUGAUAGUAUUUAUUGAAAUUGACGAGAGGUGUUCAUGAAGGAAUUAAUAGAGUUAUAGAUUGAAAAACUAUUUGAUCUCUGUUUUUUUAUUUAAUUUUUGCAGUUUAAUAUUUGCUGAGACAUGGGGAGAAGGAUACAGGGUGUACAGCUGAGCAGAAUUGUUGUAGAUGUACUGUUAUUCCUGCUGUGUCACAGUUAUAUACUUCAGAAGUGUUAAAAGCACUCCCUCUUCCAUUAAAGGCUAUGGGACUAGUAUAAACUAUUUAGUUUGAAACAGGAACAUAGAUUUUGACAUACAUACCUGGCAUGGAAGGAGAUUGCAUUGAAGCAUGAAAUUAAGAUGCAAGAAUACUCAAUGUUAAUAGAUCUUAAAAACCCUCCUGAAAUAUCCAAUUGUCUGAUCAUAAAAAUUAGAAACCCUAUUUGAAACCCAAACCAAGGCUACCACAGUGCGUGUGAGUGAAGAGAAGAUUUUUCUAGCCUUUAAUGAACAGGGUCAUAACUAACAUAUUUAAAUAAGUAAAUAAUUGAAACAUAAUAAGUAGUUGUGUAAGAAUGAAACUACGUAUAUGAGAGCGUGGUUGUUCAAAUCAGUAUUGUUUUUUAUGUGUUUUUAACAUUUUUUGAAUGGGGAGGGUAGAGGACUAGCAUUCUGAAGGUGCCAAAUUUUUGUGUAUUGGAACAGAUACACCUCUGUGUAAUACAGAGUUCACUGGAACAAAUGCGGUACAUUGCAAUUUAGAGCAAAGCAGUGAUUCUUUUAUUGCUUUUGUUUCUGGUUGGAAAUUUGUUACAUGAUUUUGUAUUAGAUCUAACAUGAGAAGAGCUAGUCAUGUGUUUUUAUGCUCAUGUCUCCAUCAAUCAGGGAUGGUGAAAUUUAACAAAAACAUUAUUGGGAGGGAAGAAGGAUGGGGAAUCUUUGUAAAUAAAUGUUAUUAUUCAGGGUGAUGCUUUUAUUAUUGUCAUCACAUGGCAAAUCAAAAAGAAUGAACCAAAACAAAUAUUACUAUAAAUAAAAUUCUGUGUUGUUAGUGCUUUUUGCUUGCUAUUAGAGUGAAACAUCAUUUACACAUUUCAGCUUUGUGGAGGACAAAUUUAUACCGGCAAAGAUGUUUAGAUAAUUUUAUUUUCAGUACACCAGUCACCUGCUGCAUAAAUAGCUGCUAGAGGAACACCAUCCAAUACUAAAUAUUUUAUGAUAGGGCAAGUAAACUUAAAUUCAAGGAACUAAAAAAUUGUGCUCUAAUAUUAUGAAUGUAAAUGAGGUUUGUAAAAUUUGUUACACAAUAUCUAAUACUCUGGUGUGUGAUCGUAAAAUUCAGAGUAGUGUGAUUGAUUUAGUAGGCAUCAAAAAUCAGUUCAGCACAUAAUUUAUUAAAAAAAGAAAGAUUUAAUGGGUAAGGAAACGAAAUUGUACACACUUCAGGAAGCCUCCAAGCUGAAAUGAGUAGGGAGGGAUGUUUGUAGAAUAUUUAUUUGGGAAAGUAAAAGAGAAGAAGAAUCAAAGAUGUUUUAUUACUGCUAUUAUGAUAGCAUUAAAAGUAAAGGGCAAUAAUACUGAAGUAAAAGAAAUAAAAAAAUACCAGGCAUUAAAAGACAAGUUUAGAACUGCACAUGUACUGCUGUCUUGUAAGCUGUUACUAUUAACACAUUGUGUACUGUUUGUUUUGUUUAUUAAAGUGUGUAUAUUUAGAAACAGAA